Molecule: messenger RNA, 1254 nt
Organism: Echinostoma caproni
Lineage: Eukaryota; Metazoa; Platyhelminthes; Trematoda; Plagiorchiida; Echinostomatidae
Source: the annotation of a GenBank genome assembly
AUGUGGCCCGGUCAGGACUGUGUCGACGAAGGGGUACAAGCACUGUUAGCGUACCAGUGUGUUGCUUCUACUCCACCCUGGGUGAUUCGUGAAUUGGCACAGAGUCGACGUAUUUCGGGUACUGGUGCUACAUCGGAACAAUUUCAUCGUUCCCCGUUGUUUGCAUUCUCGGGUCAGCGUGAUUUACCCCCGAAGGAACUGGAUCCGAGUCACUAUCGUUCCAUUGCAUGGCUUGAGACCAAUGCCAAGAAACGUACUCCUCACGACCUCUGGCAACGUACUGUGGCAGCCGUAUUUCUCACUCAUUGUCUGUCGGAUGGUGGCUACCCGUUGGAUUGGUCACCGGACGAAUACCUUCGGGACCCAACGAACUACGACAGUCUGACUCCGAAUGCCCGAUUGCCUGCCUCGUGGGCUGCGGCAUGCAUUUUAUAUCAUCUACAAAGUUUACCGCUGAAUGCCUUUAGCAGGGGUGUUCUGCCCAUUAUUCCUGAAUUGAUUCUUUCCCGGUUCCAGUUCAAUCCAGAGGAAUACGUUGUGAGGGGAGAGUUGAAAUUGAUUCAUACGUCAAAUGCCAUUUAUCCGACCCUAUCGUUACUCAAUCACUCGUGUGACCCGAAUUGCAUGCGAAUUUCCAUGCGGGACGAACAUUGUGGUCUGUUUGCGAUCGAACAGAUCGGGAAGGGAAGUGUCUUGGAGAUUAGCUACAAUAACGCGGAAUACACAAUUCUCCCACGAACGAUACGUCACCCAUUACUGACAAUGAAACAUCAAUUUCAAUGCUGUUGUCUGGCUUGCAAGGAGAAUUGGUCUUUGCCGGAUUUCAAUUAUGAUCUGAUAUGUUCACACUGUCAUGGUGCAAUUCCAAUUAAGGAGCCCGCAUCGGACCGGAAUCGCGAAUUGGACAAAUGUUGUUGUCCGCGUGGGGAACAAUGUCACGUAAUAUUGGAAUUUUAUUCGUUUUUGCAAAAUCUCGCUUACCCUGAUAUGGACGCACAAAUGCUCGAAUGUUUGCUGCUAUUCAAGAAACAAAUUCCUCAGGAUUGGCUCGAUACUCAGAUUAACAAAUUGGCCGAUCUUUUGAGUCCGAAUCGACUGGGUGGAUCUGUGACCCGAUCCAGUUUACCAUUGGUAAAAAUGAAGGAGCGUCUGACGUUGUUAUUGUAUUUGCGCUACGGUUGGUGUUUGGAGAACAUUCAGAACAUGACGAAAGAGGUUUUCCAGGCAAUGGAGGACAGUAAAUUAUUUGUUUGA